Diatraea saccharalis (sugarcane borer) is the source of this 728-nucleotide messenger RNA. Lineage: Eukaryota; Metazoa; Arthropoda; Insecta; Lepidoptera; Crambidae. The record is from the annotation of a GenBank genome assembly.
UAAUUCAGCCGGUCGACUAUUGUAUAGAACUUUGUUCGAAAAUAUUCAAAGGUUUAUAGCCGUCUAAAAACUUAUCAACCUAUCCUUUUAAAUUAAAAUAAACAAAUAUCAAACAUUAAUUUUACAGAACCGAAACAAUAAAACAUCGAAAAUAUUCUGUGGAAUGGCUACCAACUUACUGAAAUAUAUAUUUCUUCUGUUCCGGUCAUAUCUUGACAUGCUGAUUGAUGUAAUAUUCGGCUUCUUUUUUGAUGGGAAAAGACAACCUAUUCCUAAUUUAGAGAAGAGGCAUUCCAUGUUAGCACAGAGUGCUGUGACUCUUGCAACCAAAAUCAGAAACAAGGAAUUGACUUCUGAAGAAUUAGUGAAAGCUUGUAUUGAAAGAAUCCAACAGGUGAACCCAAUACUGAAUGCUGUAAUUGAUGAGAGAUUCACAGAGGCAUUGAAUGAUGCAAGAGUAAUUGAUGAAAAAAUUGCCAAGGGACUCCCUGAAGAAUAUUUCAAGGAAAAACCAUUUUUAGGCGUUCCGUUCACCGCAAAGGAGAGUCAUGCGGUGGCUGGUAUGCUGCACCCGCUGGGUAUAAAGUCGCGUGCACACGUGCGCGCGCACGAGGACGCCGAGUGCGUGCGUUUGUUAAAACAGGCCGGCGCUAUACCGCUCGCCGUCACCAACGUACCGGAAAUCAACAAAUGGUAUGUGAAUUGGUAGCUUGUGUACUGCAGAUAUA